GACUGGCUGCCCCCGUUUGCCCAGCAAGCAAAGACUUUUGCAGGACUUGGUUGCCAAAGCGUUAUUUUUUUCACCCCCUUAACGUAGAAAAUUAGGGAGCAAAAACGCACAACGCGCUUCUCCUUCCUGCUGCCUUUAAGAAGCUGGGAAGUCGGCCUCGGCUGGUUCUUGGCCGCGGCUGAUUCUUCAAGAGCUCCGCGAUGGAUCUAGUGUUCCUGGUGAUCAACGGCAUGGGGAUAGUGUUGGAUCUGCUGGUAAUCCUGCUGGACAUCAACUUCUUCCUCGUUUCCAGCUUCCUCUCCAUCUUGAUCUGGCUCCUCGCCUUCGUUUACAACCUGCCCAGUGCUACGGUGGCCUGUCUGGGCCAGUUCUGGAAUGGGAUCCUGGUCGUUGUGCUAUGCAUCCUGGAGGCCUUGUCCUACUUGACCCUGGGGUCCGUGCACGCUGUCCUCAACUUGUUGAGGGGACUCUGCUCCAGCAUGGAGAGUUUGAAAGUCUUGGGCCACCUGUUCACCCACCUGGGCUUGAGAAGCAAAGAAAUUGUGCACCGAGGCUUCUGGAACCUGAUUGGCUCUGGUCAGACGCUUCUGAGACAGAUGUGUGAAGUCUGCGCCAUAGCCAUGAGCCUUGUGGCUUACUUCAUCAACAGCAUAAUCAACAUCUGCCUCAUUGGAACUCAGAACCUUUUUGCGGUGGGGCUGGCCCUGUGGGAUACUAUAGUUGGCCCCUUUCUGAGGAUCACGGACCUCCUGGUUGCCUUUCUCGCUCGCCUCUCCAGCAGUGCCAUUGCUACGGCCAUUCUCCUGUGGACUCCCUGCCAGUUGGCCGUUGAUCUCCUGGCCUCAGUGAGCAAGCUGCUGAUCAAUGUCUUAUUUGUCAACCUGUAUGGCAUGGUAUUGCUGUCUGCAAUUCUUGUCAUCAGCAUCUUCAUCCUGAACCCUCAGCUGACUUGGACCCUGGCAAACCAAGUGGCCGACUAUUUGAACACGAUGCCUUCCUACCAUCGCUUGCUCAGGGACAUGCAGCGCCUUUAUCACAUCAUGCUCUUGUCCUUGGAGAUGCUGUUGAGCUCUCACACCUGGCGUAGGUUGGCAGACUGGGGUCUUGAGGUGCUUAGUUGGAACAGGAACAUCUGGGCAGCUGACCAGCAGGGAGAACAGCAACCACAGCUGGUGCUUGAAGCUCCCCAAGAAAGGGCAGGGGGAGCUGCCGUGGCACAGAGACUGGCUCUAGAAGAACCAUAUCCACGGAGACAAGGGCCAACUGGGACCCCACGUCCCCGCCAAAGAGGCAGCAGGGACCAGACCAGAAUGGACAAUGAUCUGGGAACAGCCACACAACAGCCUCAGGGGGAAGGACCAAGUGCCUCCCAGACCAAAACUGCAAAAAAAGAGCAGCUAAAUGCUUUGGAAGAAGACAACGACCCUUGGCGGCUUCUUAAAGAACAAGAAGACCGGAAGAAGUGUGUCAUUUGCCAGGAUCAAACCAAGACAGUCCUCUUGCUGCCCUGCCGGCACCUUUGCCUGUGCCAAGAAUGCACUGAGAUCUUGCUGCAGCAGGCCAUCUACCAACGCAACUGCCCACUAUGCAGACAAAUGAUCCUGCAGACUCUCAACGUCUACCUGUGAGCUCUGCGAGAAGCAGCUUUUUGCCAAAGCACAAGAGGUCCCUGGCCUUUGGACCUCUGUAACAGCUGGUAAAGGCUCUCCGUGUCAAACCCCCCCCCCUUUUAAAAAAAAUUCCAGGGACACUAGUUGCAAUUAGCGGAACCUGAAAAAUGCUAUGAAUUGUUUUUUGCACUUCUGUUUUUAUGGUUUCUUGCUUUCAUAAGGGAAAAAGAAAACACCCCAAUUGCUGAUCACAGUUAAUAGUUGGGAAACUUCCUGUUGUGAGAGGUGAUGGUGAAAUCGUGCCCAUAUUCAGAUGUGAGGCUAAAAGAGUCUAAUGGCUGUUUUUCAUCCAGAGCACAAAAUGCACAGGUGCUGGAUUCCUGAUAUGUUGGGUUUUCUAUCAAUUGGUGUUUGGAACAAAGAUGUCUGUAGGGGACAUAGCUGAUAAACAGGUCUGAAAAUAUGAAUAAGAUAAUUCUGCCUCUAUUAUUGGAGUCAGAAUGUCUCCUGCCACUCUUUAUUUUUUAAAGUUCAUUGUAACUUCACCUCUGGAUAGUUUUAUUGAUCUCUGUAGAACAUUGCCUGACUCAUGUAACACACUUAUUAUUAAGUUCUGCUUCUAGAGAAGUCUAUACUUCCAAACCUUGAUCUGCAAGAGUUUGGUGCUACCCACCGAAGGGGAUGUUAACCUAGUGUGCAUUUAUCACAGCCAUACAUUGUAAAGUUUCACAAGGCACAAUUAAUGUUUUAGAUUAUAGUUCUUACUGACCAUCUCGAUGUCCAGUUUUAUACCAUGAGUCCAAAUAUUAUUUCCAAGACUCUAUGUAUGUUUGUCCAGAUUCCUGAGAAUAUAAGCUGGACACUGUGUAGCUGUGACAGCAGGUAGAUGCUUCAUAGAUUAGUUUAUUACACUUAAGGAAGAUCGUAUUCUACCUAUCAGCAUGCAAUUUCCACAGGUUAUCUAUGCAAAAUAGUACAUUCCAGCUCUGUUGCACAACUAAUUCCCUUCCCUCCUCUUUGGAGGAUAAUUUUGGGAACCUAAUAGCACCAACUACAGUUUGCUAGCUAGCAAAUGGCUCUUAUAAGCAGCAGUGGAAGGUAAAAGUGAAAUGGAUGGGUUUGGCCAGUGAAAAGGCUUUUUACGAUUCCUAAUCUGAACUGGUUUUAGAACACAAAGUAAGUUCUUGAUGUCAUAAUUUAAUUCUGGAAAGCAGAGUUGCUGGGGCUUCUAAGGAGACAUUGUCAAUCAGGGGUGUCCAACCUUGUUGGCUGGGGAAUUCUGGGAGUUUAUGUCCACAGGUCUUCAAGCGACCAAGGUUGGGUGCCCCUUUUGUAGAUCCUGCAAGGGUAAUUCUAAGUAAAGAAGGCAGUUGUGGUUACAGUGGUUUGCUUGACUUUUGGGUGAAGAGAGAUUGUUGUUUUGAGAGGCAGUCAUUAAAUAUCAAACAGGAUUGCUUCGAAAGCCAGCCCUGAGUGUGCCAAUUGUUGGGCGAUAAGUGCACCCACCUAGUAGAAUCAGUUGUUUUCUUUAAUAUUUUAAUUGGAAAAAACAUCUUCAGGCUAAAAUCCUGAAGAUAUUUGUUCUGUUUUUUGUUUUUUGUUUUGGAAUGGCUGAAUUAUUGAUAGCUGUUCCUUCUCUAAAUGGAACUUGGUUGAAACCGCAGCGCACAAUGGCCGGAUCCCAGCUAUGCAAAUGGGCCAAAUUGAAGUAGCCUUUGCAGAGGUGGGGGUUUGAGAAUGUGGCACACUUGCAUGGAAUCCAACCCUGUUGAUUUUAGGAAGUGUAUCUUUUCCAGGAAGGUUUGCCGAGAAGGCUAAAGCAUCCUGUGGAAAAGUCGGGUGCCUCUAACACAGGCUGGGAGGGCAGGGCUCAGUGUCUGUCUUGAGUAACGCAUUUUCAGAAACUCUGCUUUUGAGAUUGUUGCUUGACGUAUCUUUGGAGAUUGUGCAAUUCAAGUCCAAAGCCUUCAGGGCACUAAACCUGCCUUUGCACAAAGCAGAUUUUUCCAGCAUUAAAAAAACAACAACAACCAGAGUUCCUAUCCUGCUAGACUGGGAUGCCAAAGUCAGCUGUAAACAUUCUCAACAGCAGGUUUUGAAUGUGUGCCAUCCAAAUUCAAGGAAGAAAUCUCUCCGUUGAGAAGAUUUAUCAUCCAUUUGCAAGAGGAACAUUGUAUAAAGUGGAAUUUGCUGCUGUCUGUGUUUCUCUGGCUACAGGUGUAUAAGGAUCACAGCUUAGGCCUCUGCUGUCCUUUGACCAAUCUUGGCUACAUUUUUCACCUACCUGAACCAUUUGUUUUCUUCCUUCAAAACAAAAGGAGGAGCUAUUUUUAUUCAUGGAGGCAACUGGUUUUAUUUUUUACUGCAUCCGCAGCCAGGGAGACAUUAAAACCCCAGCCAUCAUCUAUGCUGGUUUUUAAUUUUGUUUUACUUGAAAAUAAAGUUGUUUUCUUUUUCUAAUCUGAUUUUAAACCUUAGAAUUAAAUUGGCAAAACAGUGCUUGACUGUAGCAGAGAACCGAGUUCCUUUUAUUUUGGGAAAAGCUGCAGGAUUCUCAGGAGUUGGAGGGGUAAAAUGAGGGAAUUGACCAAUUGCUAAACUGAGUGCCUUAAUGCUGGCAGUGCUGAAGGCCUGUGUUUGUGUGCAUGCAAAGAAGGGGCUGUUCAGGUCAGGGAAGAGAAAUCCAAUGUGAAUAGCAGCAGGCUGGAUCCAGAGAUAUAACUGGGGUUAACAUCAUAAAUAAAAUAGGCUGUACAGCUUCCAGAUGCAAGGAGGGACUCCUCUUUUUAUAACACUCAUGCUUUUUGUAAAUGCUUCUUAUAAAUUAAAGACGGGGACUCUAAAACAGACUUCCACCACCCAGGAGCCAAAUAGAGGUGAUGGUUUAAAGCAGGGGUCUCUCUCCAGACUUGGGAACUUUAAGACCUGUGGACUUCAAUUUCCAGAAUUCCCCAGCUGGCCAUGCUGGUCUAGGAGUUUUAAGUCCACAAAUCUUUAGAAUUGCCAAGCUUGGAGGCCUCUGCGUUAAAGGCUUCUAGUGACCCACCUGGGACAGCCCAAAGACUUAGGUUCAUCUUCUCUAAAGGUUACUAGGCCUGGGAGGGUAAUGCUAUACCAUCUUCCUGAAUUUACCUGGGUUCAGGGUUGGGAGAUGUACCUUGUUGUUUAAUCCAGUCCUUUUUACCUGCAAACUAGGAAGGGCGUUCUCUUUUUUUUUUUUUACGUUUGAUAAGGCUUUGCGCAUCCUGAUCUGUACUUGAGGAUUUCAGAGAAGUUAGAAUAAAAUAUAUUCUUCCUUGCCUGUCUCUGAAGAAUGUCCUUUUGGUUUUAUUCAGCCUGUGAAUGUUUAUCAUGUGCAGGUAAUUCCACGGUGCCGACCGUAGAGGUAAAGUUGGAGAGAGGAAAAGAUAAGUGUAGUUUUAACAGCAGAAGUGCCUGCUCUGCUUGUAAAGAGGCCGCCGCUUCCUCCUAAUCUGUGCCUUGUCCAAUCUGCUACGCAUUCCGACCCCCUUCCUGUGCGUUGUUGUGUUCUCACAAUCCGACUGCCUCUCUGGAGGGACCAUUUGGUUGCUUGGGUGAACUUCGCAUUAUGUAAACAACUUGACCAAUUAAAAAAAAAA
This is a messenger RNA of Notechis scutatus (mainland tiger snake), 5230 nucleotides long. It is a transcript of the gene RNF26, whose product is annotated as ring finger protein 26. The record is from RefSeq and is a predicted model, not a curated record. Gene Ontology annotation, molecular function: ubiquitin protein ligase activity. NCBI's taxonomy places the organism in Eukaryota, Metazoa, Chordata, Lepidosauria, Squamata, Elapidae. Gene Ontology annotation, biological process: protein ubiquitination; ubiquitin-dependent protein catabolic process.